Messenger RNA from Nothobranchius furzeri (turquoise killifish), 3613 nucleotides. Lineage: Eukaryota; Metazoa; Chordata; Actinopteri; Cyprinodontiformes; Nothobranchiidae. The record is from RefSeq and is a predicted model, not a curated record.
CGUUGUGGGAUCAGAUAUAUUUUAAAACAAUUAUUUUUAAUUUGCAAUUCUGUCACAUGAGAAUAACACUGCAUUUGAACUAAUUAAAGAGGUUUUCAUAAUGACAUAAAACAUAUUAAGUUUCAGCACUAAAAUAGUUGCUGAAGAGUUUGAUCAUUUCUAUGCAGUGGUUAUAUUUUAUUUCUACUCAAGGUGUCAGUAUAGACCAGAUAAGCGUGUAACAUUGACCGUGCUUGUCUUACAUCCUCCAUUACUGGGAUUGGUCGGUGUGUGUUCUGUGCUAUUUAAGACUGGUGGUCACAGCGGAGAGAAAAUCAUAGAUUUGUGAGUAAAUUAUUUUACGGGUAAAAACGUAGUUUUGUCGCUUGUGGCAUUAAGCUGCGCAACGAUGGCAUUUAGUCUGCGAAUCGCAUUAAUCUGCGGACUCUUUGUUUUCUUUGUGCUGCACUGCGCUCACGGAGACCUGACCUAUUCAGUCGAAGAGGAGCUGAAACACGGAUCUGUCAUUGGAAAUAUCGCAAAGGAUUUGGGACUGGAUUUCGGGAGACUGGCUGCGCGUAAAGCGCGUGUCGAAAUGGAAGGAACUGAUAAACAGUAUAUAACAAUCAACCAGAAAAAUGGGGAUGUGGUCGUUGUAGGGAGGAUAGACAGAGAGGAGCUUUGCGGGGAGAAGCCGACAUGUGUUCUCAAAUUCGAUCUGCUUUUAGAAAAUCCUCUGGAAUUACAACGACUGUCUCUCCAGGUGCAGGAUAUAAACGAUAAUUCACCCGUUUUCCAAAAGGAUGUAAUGAAGCUGGAAAUCAGAGAAUCCGCUGUUAAAGGAGCGAGGUACCGUGUGACUGCUGCUCAUGAUUCAGACAUAGGCCAGAACUCCGUUCAAAGCUACGUUUUGAAACAAAACGCGCACUUCGUGUUUAAUAUUCAGACAUCCAGCAGUGGCAGCAAAUAUGGAGAGCUGGUUUUGGAUAAAGAGUUAGACCGAGAAGAUCAGAACGAACUGAGACUGCUGCUCACAGCUGUAGAUGGAGGAUCUCCUCCUAAAUCUGGGACUGUAGUUAUUCAUGUCACUGUGCUGGAUGCUAACGAUAAUGCUCCCGUUUUUACCGAGUCUGUUUAUUCAGCCAGGUUACCGGAAAACUCUCCGGUAAAAACCCCAGUUGUUACAGUUAGUGCAACAGAUGCAGAUGACGGUGUUAAUGGAGAGGUCACGUAUGAAUUUAGCCGACUGUCUGAUAAAGCAGGGAAGCUUUUUUCUAUUGAUCAGAAAUCUGGAGUAAUCUUUGUAACAGGUGAUGUAGAUUAUGAAGAAGGUCCUAGAUAUGAAGUUAUGAUUGAAGCUAAAGAUGGAUACGGACUAACCUCAGAAAUUAAACUAAUCAUUGACAUAAUUGAUGUGAAUGACAACGCCCCUGUUAUUAACCUAAAGUCCCUGUCCAACCCGGUACCAGAGAACGCACCACCUGGUACAGAGGUGGGCAUCAUCAACGUGCAGGACAGAGACUCUGAGAAGAACCGACAGGUCCGCUGCUCCAUCCAGCAGAACGUUCCUUUUAAGUUGGUUCCUUCCAUUAAAAACUAUUAUUCUCUGGUGACCACAGGACAGCUGGACCGUGAACUAGUGUCUGAUUACAACAUUACAAUCAGUGCCACUGACGAGGGCUCUCCACCUCUGUCCUCCUCUAAAACUGUUCAGUUAUCUGUAGCUGACAUCAACGACAACCCACCUGUGUUUGAGGAGCAGUCCUACAGCGCUUAUGUGAGUGAAAAUAACAAACCUGGCUCCACUUUAUGUUCCGUUAGUGCUCGAGACCCGGACUGGAGACAAAACGGUACCGUGAUUUAUUCUCUGUUACCUGCUGAGGUGAACGGCGCGUCGGUGUCCUCCUAUCUAUCAGUUAACGGAGACACGGGGGUGAUCCACGCUGUCAGGUCGUUUGAUUAUGAACAGCUGAGGAGUUUUAAAGUCCACGUGAUGGCCAGAGACAACGGUUCUCCUCCUCUCAGCAGCAACGUGACCGUGAGUGUGUUCGUAUCAGAUGUGAAUGACAACUCUCCUCAGAUACUGUACCCCGCCCCGGAGGGCAGCUCCUUCAUGACCGAGCUGAUCCCCAAAGCUGCACACGGAGGCUCUCUGGUGUCCAAAGUGAUAGCGGUGGACGCGGACUCUGGACAGAACGCCUGGCUGUCCUAUCAGAUAGUCAGAUCCACUGAUCCGGGACUUUUCACUAUCGGUGUGCACAGCGGAGAGAUCAGGACGCAGCGGGACAUUUCUGAAUCUGACAGCAUGAAACAGAACCUGAUUGUAGCAGUGAAAGAUAACGGACAGCCCUCUCUGUCUGCCACCUGUGCCAUGUAUUUACUGAUUUCUGAUAACUUGGCUGAGGUGCCAGAGCUGAAAGAUAUUUCUUAUGAUGACAAGAACUCCAAACUGACCUCGUAUCUGAUCAUUGCGCUGGUGUGUGUGUCCACCUUCUUCCUGACCUUCAUCAUCAUCGUCCUGGGUGUGAGGUUCUGUCGCAGGAGAAAGCCCAGACUGUUGUUUGAUGGAGCAGUGGCCAUUCCCGGAGCUUAUCUCCCUCCUAAUUACGCAGAUGUUGAUGGAACAGGAACUUUACGCAGUUCCUACAACUAUGACGCCUACCUGACAACAGGAUCUAGAACCAGUGACUUUAAGUUUGUGUCAUCUUACAAUGACAACACGCUGCCUGCUGACCAGACUCUCAAGAAAAGUCCCUCUGAGUUUGCUGAUGUGUUUGGAAGUUGUGAUUCUUCCCCAGAGGUAGGCAGUUAACUCGAUUCAUAUUCCCAAAUUUAUCUUUGUUGCUUAGCAAACUUUCGUUUAUACUUUCAAAUUUAGUAGUCGUUUUCAUUUUGUCUCGUUUCUAUUGAUUGAAAAUAUUUUUUACACAAAUUUUUAUUUUGGAGAAACAUCAGCUUUAUCCUCCUCUUGAUGACAUAUUUUCUCAAUUUUUGUGUCAUAGGACAGCAUUUACUUUCCAUAAACCCCUAUUUAGAAAAUGUAUUCUAAACAAUAGAAAGGAAAUUACAAAACAAGUAGGAAUGAGAAACAAUCUAACUUUUCUGUGGUCUGUUUAGUUACUGUAAUAUGGGUGCCAUCUGCAGUUUUGGUCUUACGUCUCUGUCCUUGGUGCUGAACCUUUUAGUUGCUGCUAGCAUUUACAGCUCUCUUCUUUAUUUAUUUGUUUGUUUAUUUAUUUAUGUCUUAUUUAAUUGAUGCUAAUAUUGAAUAUAUUCUGUAAAUGGCCUAAUCAAGUUUUAUGAUAUCUCUGGAGAGUUUGAUGCUUGAUACAAUUUAAUUGAUUUUUUGAAUAUUAUCUUGGGAACAGCUUGUAAUGCCAGUUAAUACCACAACUAAAUUAAACAACAUGCAGAGGUGAUUUUUAUUUAAAUAGAAUGUUCAUGGUUAAUCAUUUUAGCAUGGUACUUGAUCAGAAUUUAUUUAUUUUUUAUUGAAACAUAUUUUGUGGAAAGGUUAUUUAAAAAGUAUUUAAGACACUCAAAUGGGGUUUUUAUUUCUUUUAAACAGACUUUAUUACACUGGGUUCGUUAAAGAAAAUUCUAUAAUUGGUUUUGAUUAAGUUGGUAGAUGUUA